AUGACAGAGUCUAACACGAACAGCUCCUCGCGACCAUGGAUAAUGAAUGCAUUCGUCAUGAGUGCACCAGGUCACCUGGCACCUGGUCUUUGGCGACAUCCCGACCAGAGUGAGCUCACUGUGGACCACUGGGUGAGGCUGGCGAAACUGCUGGAGGAGGCAAAGUUUCAUGGCGUGUUUUUCGCAGAUGUCCUGGGCAUAUAUGAUGUCUACAAGGGGCCAUCAAACAACGCGCCGGCGUUGCAGAGUGCUGCGCAGAUCCCGAUCGGCGAUCCCAGCCUUCUCAUUUCAGCCAUGGCCCACGCGACGAAAUCGCUCUCAUUCGGCGUGACUGCGUCGACGACAUACGAGAAUCCGUACGCACUUGCAAGGAAGUUUGCGACUCUGGACCACAUAAGUCAGGGCCGAGUGGGAUGGAACAUUGUGACUUCUUACCUGGACAGCGCAGCGAAGAGCUACGGUCUGGACGAGCAAGUCCCGCAUGACGAACGAUACGCGAGAGCGGAUGAGUUCAUGCAGGUCGUUUACAAGCUCCUCGAGGGUUCAUGGCAAGAAGGAGCCGUGGUCAAAGACAAGAAGACUGGCGUAUACGUCAACCCGGAAGCAGUCAAGCGAAUAGAUCAUAAGGGGAAGUAUUAUCAAUGCGCUGGUCCGAGUCUGCUAGAUCCAUCUCCACAACGUACGCCGUUCCUGCUGCAAGCUGGAGCAUCGGCGUCUGGACAAAAGUUUGCUGCGACCCACAGUGAGGCUAUGUUUCUCCCAGGCUUGAUCCCAGAGAAGACGCGCAAAAUUGUGGACGAUACCAAAGCGCUGCUCAUUCAACAAGGGCGGAAGCCCGACAGCGUCCGCUUUCUCACCGGCAUCUUCAUCGUGGUGGACGAGACAGAUGAGAAAGCUCAGGCCAAAUUCCAAGAUCUGCUCCAGUACGCCGACCUGGAAGGCACUGCAGCGCUCUUUGGCGGAUGGUCAGGGACGGACCUGGCAAACUUCUCCGACGACGACGACUUUGCGUUCACGGGACCGGGCGCGAUACAGUCCAUGGUCAAGGCCUGGACGGCUACAGUCCCAGGCACGGAAGGGCUGAAGUGGACAAAGCCCAGGGUCCUGGAGCAGCUUGCGAUAUCCGGGGCCCACGCGAAGGCGAUCGGGAGUCCCAAGACGGUUGUCGACAUCUUGCAGCGCUGGAUCACGGAGGCCGGCAUUGAUGGCUUCAACUUGAGCUAUGCAACUACGCCGGGCACGUUUGAGGACAUGAUCAAGUACCUCUGGCCAGAGCUCAGAGCGCGAGGUGUGCUCCAGGAGGACUACCCUGUUCCCGGAGGAAGCAUGCGCGAGACGUUCUUGGCCGACGGUCAAGGCCCGCGUGUUAGGGCGGACCACCCUGCGGCUGCAUAUACGUGGAAGCAUUGA
Molecule: messenger RNA, 1410 nt
Organism: Diaporthe citri
Lineage: Eukaryota; Fungi; Ascomycota; Sordariomycetes; Diaporthales; Diaporthaceae
Exons: 6
Coding region: 1-1410 (469 amino acids)
Molecular function (GO): oxidoreductase activity, acting on paired donors, with incorporation or reduction of molecular oxygen; monooxygenase activity
Source: RefSeq, a predicted model, not a curated record